Molecule: messenger RNA, 2762 nt
Organism: Aedes albopictus (Asian tiger mosquito)
Lineage: Eukaryota; Metazoa; Arthropoda; Insecta; Diptera; Culicidae
Exons: 3
Coding region: 737-2374 (545 amino acids)
Source: RefSeq, a predicted model, not a curated record
AGUGAGAGGCAAAAACAAACGAAAUUAAGACGAAAAAUGCGAGCAAACCGACCGGCGUCUGCACCGACUGGCAAGGCAAGUAGACAGACAGCCCAUGAGACCAACAAACCGGAGAGCGCAGCAGCCAGCAGCCCUAAGCCACCAGCCACAACAAGGAGGAAAAGACAACAAUUUUCAACGGAUAUAAAUGGCUUAAACACCCUAUCGGACCGUUUUAGUUCGGUACCGGCGGUUGGUGUGUGAUUACGAUCGAACAGUACAUGUGCGCGCGGUUACUUACCGGAGAGUUGCGUGAUCGAACGGGAUCUUGCGUAGGACAUACAACCGAUCAGCAGACACGUGCUGUGACAAAUCAGGAUUAGCAACGGAACGGGCCGUGCAUGGUGGAAGAAAGGCGUACCCGAAAUUUUUCGGUGAAAGUGAACGUCGUCUGUGUCCAUCUCGGUAUCGACCUUGGAAAGGACUGAUUAUUGCAGUGAAGUGGAAACAAAGCGGAUGUGGGGACAGUGAACUGUAGCAACGCUCUGGAUCGACAAGUUGACGAUCGACAUUGUCCGUCCAGUUAGCCAGUGGCUUUGAACGACGUUAUUGAAGUGGAAACUUGUGUGCUUGUUUGGGAAGUGACGAAACUUGAUAAGUUUUACGUCAACGACAGUGGAAAGCAAGUGGUAACUGAUUGAAAACUGAUCAGGUUGGAUUUUUUGUGCUACUCCAGAAAAGGAUAAAGACUGCCAAAAUGAUGAAAAAGUACCUCAUCGGCUUCGUGAUAUGGUCCUGUCUGCUGCAGCUGACCUCAGCAGAACCGGAAACCGCUCCCAGUCGGCCGACCAACCUGGAAGACAUCGAACGAGACAACCUGAAGAACGAACGGCACCAGGCCUUCAAAAAGGAAGCCUACCCCUCCCAGUCAGCCCAGGCAUCGUCCUCCCACGGAGCCAACCACUAUUCCGUUCAGAUUGAACACCAUCCUGGUGGAGCCACCAGCCAUGCCGGAAUUAACUACCUGCUGCCACCUUCUGCUCCCGCCUCGGUCCCCGUUUCAGGUCCAACCCACCCAGGCAUCAACUACGUGACGCCAAUCCCGUCCGGACCACCUUCCAUCACCUACUCCAAAGGUACCCCUACCACCACCGGAUCAUUCCGUCCCAUAAUCCCCUCUGAACCUUUCCCUUCCGUUUUAGAAUACACCCCGCAGUAUCAGCCUCAGUAUCAACCUCAGUACCAGCCCCAGCAAAAGGUGCCUCAAGUGCACGAGGAACAUUCGACCUACACGGUUCCCUCACGGCAGUCCCUGAUCCAACCGAUCAUCGGCGGAAGUGCCCCGGCCCAAACGUUCCUCACCCCGCAACCGCAGUAUGUGUACGUGCAAGCUCAGGCUCAGGUCCAACAACCUCCACCACAACAGCCGCACCAGCCUCAAAUUCAGUACGCAAAUCAACCGAAUCUACCGCAAUCAUUGCUGCACAUUCUCCCGCACCACCAAGGAGCUUAUAUCAUGAUCCCACCGACCAGACCGUACUACCCACAGCAACCCCAUUCGGCUCAACAGUUUGCAGCUUAUGUGAACGACCCGGACAACCAAGUGCAGACCUACUCACACGGUGAAUCCGGUCAACAGAGCCCGCAACCUGCUGACAACAGUGGUCCUCCGGCGCCGACACCAGCCCCAGCCCAAAAAGCCCCCGGCGUGAUCUAUGCAUCGCCCUCAUCAACUCCGGCACCCCACCGACACCAAUCGCCAUCGUCCGAAUUCUCCAUUGUGAAAAGCGUCGAAACUCCAGUCUACUACUCUCCGGACAAUCACCUCAACUCCCCUCCAACCAUUCACUUCACUCACUCUCCCGCCAAGCCAGCCAUCCAAAUCCACCACGAAACUCAAACCCACUAUCCAUCCCUGACGCACCCCAACAACGGAAUCCUGAACUACUUUGGUCUUCAGCACAAGCAACCAACCAGCCUUCUGGACUCCUACGUCCCAAGUUCCCUCCAACUAUCCCCCAUCAAACAAUUCGCGUAUCCUUCUAAACCCGCUCCAGUUUACCGCCCAACUCUCCAGCACUUUCACCCCCAUCACGCCCCUCCCCAACAACAACUAUUCUACCAACCCACCUACCCCGUCUCCCACUCAGCGUAUCCACUCUACCCAACGCACACCCCAUCCCUCGCACCACAACCGCUCCCCUCUGCAUCCGCCCCCGCCUACAACACCAUUGCCUACUCGGUCCCCCUGUCGCAAACCAAAACCGUCACCCAGUACAAGCGGUCACCGGCCCUCGAAACCGUAGCCGGCGUCCGAUAUUCCCAUCCGCGGGCGGUUUCCGCAUCGCCGUCAGGUGCCAUCACAACCAAGCUGCAACCAUCUUCCAAGUUUUAAUUAAGAUCUUACCAUCGUGGCCGUGGCCACUGAUGGCAGAUUUGCGAAACGAACGACGACGCGACGAAGAUGAACGAGAAUCUCGAAGCGAAACCCGUGCUGCAGUUACUCAGCUUACUUACCUACUCGUAGAUAAUUUAUGAUGGAAUUAGUUUUAACUCUCUCUUACCAAAUAGUGCUUAGUGACACCCAUGACGACGACAACGAAGAAGGGAGCUCCUCCUUUCACCCAGAUACGAUGGGAUCUUGAGAUUUAUGGCGAUGAAUCGCGUUUUAGAUUAGUAUGCAUUCUUGUGCAAAAGUUUUGCGAUUGUGAUUCAUCGAUGUACUCAAUUCUGUACAGUUGUGUUUAUUUAAUUGAAUAAAAAAAGUUAAUUGUUACCAUGUA